GUUUUGAAUAAGCAUAAGCUAAUUAAGAUUGUUAUUUUCUAAUUAGCAAUUGUUAUUUUCUGAAAACAAUGGCAAACCAAGCAGAAUUUGCUCGUCGUUUGGCCAAGUUUCCCCCUUCUAUAUGGGGCACUACCUUUGCUUCCUUUUCGCUCAAAGAUUCGGAGAUUGAAUCGUAUACUAAUCAAGUCGAAAAACUUAAAGAAGAGGUGAAGGAUAUGCUCGUACAAUCGAAUAACCAAGGAGUAGUUCAGAAUAUCGAAUUCAUCAACUUGUUAUGCCGCCUCGGAGUGUCGCAUCAUUUUGAAUCUCUGAUUGAACAACACUUGAAUCUCAUCUUCACCUCACUCACUGAUUUUCUUGCCCACAAUGACUGUGACCUCUAUACUGUCGCGCUUAUAUUCCGAGUUUUAAGGCAACAUCGGCAAAAAGUUCCUUGCGAUGUAUUCAACAAAUUCAAGGGCGACAAUGGAGAGUUCAAGAAUGAUAUAGUAAGCGACGUGAAAGGCCUCCUGAGCCUGUACGAAGCAUCAGCUUUGAGUGUUCAUGGAGAAGACAUAUUAGACGAAGCUCUUGACUUUACAAAGCAGCACUUGGAGACAUUAUCUACACAAGUUAGCCCUCACUUUCAAAAUCAAAUUAGGAAUGCUCUGCUUUGCCCUGUCCAUUGUAGCAUGGAAAGAUUUCAAGCUUUGUUAUUUAUUUCCAUUUACCAAGAAGAUGACUCCAGAAUUGAAAUUCUGCUCAAGUUCGCCAAGUUGGAUUAUAACAGACUUCAACUAUUAUAUAGAGAGGAGCUAGCUGUUGUAUCGAGGUGGUGGGAGGUUUUGGAUCUUGCGGGCAAGCUAAAGUAUGCAAGAGACAGAAUUGUAGAGGUGUAUGUAUGGGCGUUGGGGUGUAUGGUGGACCCUAAAUUGGUAAAGUCUCGCGAGUUGGUUGCAAAAUAUACGCAACUGGCUAUGACGGUUGAUGAUACUUAUGAUGCCUACGGCACAAUAGAAGAAACGCGACUCUUCACUGCUGCAUUUGAGAGAUGUAAUAUUGAUAGCAUUGGAGAGCUACCAGAAUACAUGCAACAUCUUUACAAGGCUAUAUUAGGUCUUUUUGGAGAAACAGAGAAUGACGGAGCAUCUUAUAAAACAUUAUAUGCCAAGGAGAUGUUCAAGGAGCUGACUAGAGCUGACUUACAAGAGGGAGAAUGGUAUAAUAGUGGGUCUGUGCCCACAUUCGAUGAGUACCUAAACAAUGCAUUAAUCACAACGACUGGGGAGCUACUCACAUCGGCAUUCUUUCUUGGACUGGAAGAUGUCGGGAUGAAAGAAAUCAUUUGGGUUCGACAAGCUCCAACCAUUGUCAAGUCUACUAAGUUAUUUGUUCGACUUUUCGAUGAUAUUGCGUCCCACGUUGAUGAGCAAAACAGGGGAGAUUGUCCUUCAAGUGUGGAGUGCUAUAUGAAUGAAUUUGGGGUCUCACAAGAGAUUGCAUACGUAGAAAUCAAGAAAAUGAUUGCAAAUGCAUGGAAGGACAUUAAUGAAGAAUACAUGAAUCCAAGUCGUGUCUCUACCACUGUUCUCAAUUACUAUCUCAACUUCGCAAGAAUGGCGAAUUUUGUUUAUAAGAUUCGCGACGCUUACACGUAUUCCGUGCAUUUGCAAGUUUAUGUCUCCAAACUCUUCCUCGAACCGCUGCAAGUUUAAGAAUUGGUUUGUAUGACUGUGAGAAGAUAUUUCAUCUGACUUUGAAGAAUGUUUGUGUUUUCAGUUAUUUUGGAUGUUGAGUUUGAAUAAUGUUUGAUUGCUUUUCAGUUUUUUUAUUCAAGUUCUGAAUAUUUAUGAGUUUGGGUGUAUUUUGAACAAAUAUAUCUAAGGUUUGAAAUAUGGGAUUCUACGGCACAA
This is a messenger RNA of Mercurialis annua (annual mercury), 1892 nucleotides long. RefSeq names its product probable terpene synthase 8. NCBI's taxonomy places the organism in Eukaryota, Viridiplantae, Streptophyta, Magnoliopsida, Malpighiales, Euphorbiaceae. The transcript is spliced from 6 exons. Gene Ontology annotation, molecular function: terpene synthase activity; magnesium ion binding. Gene Ontology annotation, biological process: diterpenoid biosynthetic process. The record is from RefSeq and is a predicted model, not a curated record. The coding region runs from base 69 to 1694 and encodes 541 amino acids.